Salpingoeca rosetta is the source of this 1638-nucleotide messenger RNA. Its product is annotated as arylsulfatase B. Bases 1 to 1638 code for a protein of 545 amino acids. Lineage: Eukaryota; Choanoflagellata; Craspedida; Salpingoecidae. The record is from RefSeq and is a predicted model, not a curated record. The transcript is spliced from 3 exons.
AUGAUGCACUGCGCACUGGCUGUGCCGUUGGCGGCGGUGGUCUGGGUGGUGUUUGCAGUAUCACUGCUGGGUUGCGCUCAGCAUGCUGCAAGCGCUGCCGUGAGAGCAGACGCCCCCAAGCCCCACAUUGUCUUCAUCAUGAUCGACGAUUGGGGCUUCCACAACUUUGGCAUUCGCAACCAAACAGAGGCCAAGACGCCAAACAUGGACAAACUGGCACGGGAUGGACUGCUGCUGGAUCAGGCGUACUCGUAUUUUUGGUGCACACCGAGCCGUUCCAGCUUCCUCUCUGGUCGUCUGCCCUUGCAUGUGUUCCACUCCAACCGCGUCAGCUCCGCCAGCUGGGACUCCCAACACCCAGACACGGCCGGCGUUGGCAUCCCUCGCAACAUGACCACGAUUCCGGCGUUUAUGAGGAAGGCUGGGUAUAAGACGCACAUGGUGGGCAAGUGGGAUGCGGGCAUUGCCACCCCACAGCACUCGCCGCUUGGGCGUGGGUUUGACUCGUCCCUGCACUACUUCAACCACGACAACAACUACUAUGCCUACAACUACACGGACACCGUGUCCGUCCAGUUCCCCGUCAAGUGCCAGCUGCUGAAGUAUGUGACGGGGUUUGUGGACCUGUGGAACAGCACGGAGCCUGCCGACGCUCCAAUCGGCACAUACGAGGAACACGUGUUCCGCGACCACGCGCUCGACGUCAUCUCCAAGCACGACGCCUCCACGCCGCUGUUCCUGUACUACGCCAGCCACAUUGCGCACGCCCCGCUGCAGGUGCCCCAGGCGUACCUGGACCGCUUCCAGCACAUCCCCGACCCGAUCCGCCGCACGUACCAGGCGAUGGUGCUGGCAGCCGACGACGUUGUCGGCAACAUCACGGCCGCGCUCAAGGCCAAGGGCAUGUGGGAGAACACGCUGCUGGUCGUGCACUCGGAUAACGGCGGCGCCAUCUACCAGUGCCUGGACGGGAUGGACGCCAGCCUGUGCGGCGGCGCGAGCAACUGGCCGCUGCGUGGCGGGAAGCUGAGCCCCUUCCAGGGCGGCAUUCGCGUCAACGCUUUUGUCAACGGCGGGUUCCUCCCCUCGCAUCGCCGUGGACAGGUCGAGACGGGCCUGGUCGUCCUGGCGGACUGGAUGGCCACCUUCUGCGAGUUGGCCGGCGUUGCGUGCGAGGACCCCAUUGCCAAGAAGGCGAACCUGCCCGCCAUCGACUCGCAGAGCCUGUGGUCGCUGCUGUCGGGCGCCAACAGCACGUCGCCACGUGUGGAGUACCCGAUCACCUUUGACCAGUCGCCGCUCAUCGUGCGCCCGCCCUGGAAGCUGAUUGUGGGCGACAACCUCCAAUACGGCCAGUGGACGGGCCCAAAGUACCCCAACGCCACGACAACAGGCGGGGGUGUGCCUGCCGGUGCCGUCAACUGCACAGCCGGCUGCCUCUUCAACAUUGAGCAGGACCCAACCGAGCACCACGACGUGGCCGCGCAACACCCCGACGUUGUUGCAGACCUCAAGCAGCGGCUCGCGUACUGGCAGAGCCACACGCUGACGUGGAAGCCUGGCUGGCCCAUUCCACAGGCGUGCGAGGCGUACAUCCACCGCUACAACGGCUACUACGGGCCCUUCAUCGACGUGUAG